UAAGCACAAACGCUUCCUAUGAAUUCUGCAAAGAAAAACAGUUAUAAAAACGACAUGUUAGCACAUUUUGACUGAAAAACAAAUCAUAUUUAUUUGUAUUUCCUCGAGGAAAUUUGCUGUGUAGUGAGUUGCCAUGGAGAUAUAUUUAGUAUACUUAUUAGUGUUACAGUGAGGCACGGAAAGGACGUUUUUGACUACUAACUACUGGACGUUUUUGACGUCCAGUAGUUAGUUGUAGUUGUUUCCACUAAAUAAAAACAGCAAAUUAACACUCUGAAUCAACGAUCAAGAAACUGGAUCAAAAAACGUCAAAUCAGACCAACAGGUUUCUUGAUAUUGUCACCAUCUCGGUUAUCUCUUAAGACACUUAAGUGGAAAACAACACUAGAAGAAACCCCUAGAACAGACCAGAGUCUCUCUAAAUAGUCUAAAGCAGCGCCUAAGAUCAUGAGAAAGCCAAAGAACAAGUCUGGAGGACACGCAUGCUCCCAGAAGACUAGAAAACAGCAAAAACCUAUUAAACAGCACAAAAAGAUGUCAGUAUCUACAGCCGGGCCCAACCAAUCUAAAAAGAUGCCACCAAAGACAGCCAUGAGCCAGUCCCAGGAAAGUCUGAGGUGGGUGGGAGUGCUGGCCGACCCUGUAAGAGAAGAAAAGAGGAUUGAGAUCUAUAAAGCUAACAGAAGGAAGCGCUAUCUGACUGCUCAAGAAGAUCUCAUGAAGAGCUUGGCCUGCCCUGACAUCCAUACCUGAAGGCAUAAGCCAGGAUAUGCGGAUAAGGGUCAAAGCAAAGUGGGACACGGAACACUUCAGAUGGUCUUGAAUUCUGAACGUUCCCUUCUUACCACAGAGUGAUUUACUUAGCGACCGUCCUGGAGACAGGCCAAGGAAAAGCCUUGAGGAGGCUUGUUGCAGUUACCUCGUAAAUGAGAAAGAAAGAAUAGAGAAAACGAGAGGAGGGGGAGAAAGUCUGCCUUUCCGUUCAUUUCCAAAAGAGCCACAA
This is a messenger RNA of Labeo rohita (rohu), 1003 nucleotides long. RefSeq names its product protein LIAT1-like. Bases 448 to 753 code for a protein of 101 amino acids. NCBI's taxonomy places the organism in Eukaryota, Metazoa, Chordata, Actinopteri, Cypriniformes, Cyprinidae. Gene Ontology annotation, biological process: protein arginylation. The record is from RefSeq and is a predicted model, not a curated record. The transcript has 3 exons.